AUGAUCAAGAAUGAAAAUUCAAAUAAUAUUUAUAAAUCCCUAGAUUUGAAUGAAAAAGAUUUAUAUUAUUAUAAUCAAUCAAUUGGUAUUAUUGGAAUAGUUGAUUAUUCAAAUAAUUUAAUAGUUCAAAAUGAAGAUAAUAAAAAAUCAAAUUGUAUUGAGAUAACCAAAAGAACGUAUGGUGAAACUAAAUUGAAAUUAAGCAUUGAUACCAAUUCAACGCCAUUUAAAUUAACAAAAUCAUCAGAUUCAACAUGUUUAACUGAUAUUGAUUUUAAUUCAAUUCAUAAUAGUAAUAGUUUUGAUUACAUCUUGGAAGAAUCAAAUAAAAAUCAUCAAUUAACCAAAGCAUUAUUAAAAUCAAUAAACUUUUUAAAUUAUAAUUAUCCAACAAUUUUUAAUAAAUAUAAUCAUUUAAAUAAUUUAACAAUUAAUUUUAAUGAAAAUCAUGGUUAUUUAUCAUCAUUUACUUUUACCAAUAAUAAUAAUAAUAAUAGUUUUGAUGAAAUUAAUAAUGAAAAUAAUUUAAUAACAAAUUAUGAUUUAUUAAAAUUAUUUAUAAAUAAAUGUAAAGAAGAUGGUAGUAGUUCACAAGUGAUUGAAUAUCAAAUUUCAAUAUUAUUUAGUGUUUCAAUUUUAUAUUGGUUAAUAAUUACAAAUGAAAUUUCAAAUAAUAAUAAUAAUAAUAAUAAUAAUAAUAAUAGUAAUAAUAAUAAUAAUAAUAAUAAUAAUAAUAAUAAUAAAGAUGUUGAAAUUAAACCAAAGAAUAUAAUUCAUAGAAUUGUUUUACAUAAAUUAACAAGUUAUGUUUUAUCAAUGACUCAACAAGAUUACCUUUGUUUAAUAAAAGCAUUACAAAUUUCAAAUGGAUUAUUAGAUUCAAAUAAUUUAUUCAUCGAUUAUAUUGAAUCAAUUAAAACAAUUAAUCAAGAAUCAAUUGAAUUAUUUGAAAAAUUAAAAAUUUCUCAAACAUUAAAUACAAUUGAAUUAGAAGAAUGGUUACUUUUAAAUAAUAAUAACAGUGAUAAUAAUAAUAAUGAUGAUAAUGAAAAAUUAAUUAAUCAAUUAAUUGAAAAUGUUAUAAAUAAACGUGAUUCAAGAGUAUCUUGGUAUUUAAAAUCAUUAAAGAUUGAUUAUUGUUAUGAUAGACAAUCAUUAAAGAGAUCAUUAUUAAUUGAAGAUAUUGCAGAAAGAAGAGAAUCAACUUAUCAAGUUAUUAAAAGAUUUAAUUCAUCAGUUGAAGAAAGGAAUUCAAUUCAAUUAGCAAAUGAAAUUCGUGAUUCAAUAAAUUCACCAGGUUUUCCAAAUAAUUGGGAUAAGAUAAUAGUUUGUGGUAGAGAAUCAAGAGCAUUCUCGAAUCAAGCUACUCUAUUCGCGGCUUCUUCAAUGAUAAAAGUUUCUCAAUCAAUUAAAACUUUAAUUUUUCAAAUUAAAAAUUUAAUAUCUUUAAAUUACUUUUUAAAACAAUUUGAUCAACAACAACAAAUUAAUAAUAAUAAUAAUAGUAAUAAUAGUAGUAUGAAUGAAUUAAAAUUAAAAUUAUCAGAAACAUUAAAACAUUUAUUAGCAACAAGUGGUAGAUUUCAAAGUAUUUCUUCAAAAAAAGUAAUUUCAAUCACACAAAUUCAAGGUGCAAUCAUUCAAUUAAAAGAAACAAUUACUAUUGUUUAUGGUAAAUGUUAUCAAAUUAUUGAUGAUCAUUAUUCAAAAUUUAUAAAUUUUCAUGGUGAAGGUUCAACUAGAUCAUUAUUAAUUUCAUCACAUAGUAAUCAACAAUCAAAUCAACAACAACAACAUUAUUAUUACUAUUACCAAAUGGUUUAUAGAAUUGUUGAUGAUUUAUUCGCUAGAGGUUAUGGUAAAGUUUGGAAAGAUGUUCAAUUAUUGGAACAAGAGAUACUAUCUGCUAGAAAGGAAUCAACUGGUUAUUCAGUACUAUUACAACGUCCAAGUUUAUCAGGUUCUGAAAGAUUUAGAACAAAUGAUCUUGAACCAAAACCAGAACAAGAGGAAUCACUUCAAAAGUUAAUUAGAAUUGGUGGUGAAAAUAUUCAUAUGUCUCCUUCAAAUUGUUGGGUUGAACAUUCUACAGACCUAAUUGAAGCAGUACCUUUAUUCAUCUAUGAAAGAACUCAUAUCACUGACGAUGGUAAAAGUGAAACGGUUUUUGAAGUCGAUCAAGAAGGUCUUGAACAAACUAUAAGAUCUUUGGCUGAUCCUUGGUCAAAGAAUAUUAAAAUCACAAUGUUAACUGAACAUUUAUCAUUGGCAAGGGAGUUAUUAGUUAAACAUUCAACAACUCUAUUGGAACAAUCAUUUAAACUCUAUCAAGACAAUUUGGGAAUCUUUGAAUUUGAACAAAUCUACAGAAAGCUAUUAAUCAAUCAAAAAGAUGAUAUCAUUAAAUUGGCAUGCCAAUUAGAACAAGAAUAUCAAGAGAACAAUCUUUAUGAACAAGUUGAAUCAAACAUCUUUGAAAAUUGGAAACAAUCUAAAUUCAUAACACGUAUUGAAUCAUUAAAACAAUUAAUUCAAUCAAAAGAAUUGGAAAUAAUUGAAAAAUCAAAGAAAUUCAAUUUAUCAUCAUUAAAAGAUAACAAUCCAAUCAAAUUAUCACAAUUGCAAUAUUAUUCAUUAAAGAAGCAAAGAAAUUUACCAGGUUUUCAUUUAUUAACUACCGAGGCACCAGGUUUGGUUGAAAGUUUUAUUCAAGCUGUACUAGAGGAAGAAAUGUGUUUAAAUAAUAUCAUUGAACAUUAUAAUGGUCUACCACAAUUGGUUGAAAAGAAAUUAAAUCAAUAUCAAAAUGAUCUCUAUUUAGUUGGUUGUAAAGUUAUCAAUGAAUUUAAUUAUCAACCAAUAGUUGAACAACGUCAAAAUCAUUUGAAAAUAUCUCAUCAACGUGCAAUCUCUUCAAUUGUUUCUGAUCAUUUAAUAAUUCAAAAACAAGUUUCAUUAUUAUUAAUUUUAUUUGAAUUAGAAAAAAUUGAUGAUUCAUUAUCAUCAUCAUCUGAAAAUUCUAUAAACUUUAAUUUAGAAGAAAGACUUAAAUCUGAACCAAAAACUGUUUUAGAAAUUUUAAAUAAUUCAAAAUAUUAUAAAGAAUUUCAAGAUUUAGGUAUUGAAACAAUUUAUCAACAAAAUAAAAAUGAAAAAGAUUUUCUAUCACCAAAUGGUGUUGGUAGUGGUAGUAGUGGUAGUAGUGGUAAUAUUAUAAAUUUAUCAAAAGAAGAAAUUUCAAUUAUUAUUAAAUCAAAACAACCAUAUAGGAAUGAAUUAAAAUAUUUUAUUCAAUGGGAAGCAAGAUAUAGAGCAUUAGAGAUUAUUGAUAAAAAGAAACCAGAGUUAUUUAUAUUAAAACGUUUAGAGAAAUAUUAUAGAAAUCAUUCAGUAUUAUCAUUAACAACAGCAAGAAGAUCAGUAAUAUCUGAGAAUGGUUUAUUAAAUCAAUUGAAUAAUCCAUUGUUUGCCUUUAGUUGUGGUGCUGUAAUUGGUGGUGGUGGUGGUGGAGGUAGUGACGGUGAAAAUGGUGGUGAAAUUAGACCAACUGGUAUGAGAAAACGUUAUCAUUUCAUUUAUGGUCCAUCAAGAGUUAACCUUGGUAAAGAUGAAAGAAAAUCAGUUGAAACUUGGCCUCAAUUUCUUGGUGUAACUGAUCCACUUUGUGCAAAACAUGCUUAUCGUUUCUAUUCUUUAAUUAAUUAUAAUCCAAUAAUUCGUACUAUCACUACUGCAGAGAAUUUAAAAGUUAGUGAAAAUCAAAAUACUGCAUUGAUUAGAUCAGUUAGAAAUGUACAAGCAUUGUUUGUCGAACGUUUAUCAGUUGGGGAUAUAGAAGAUUUAUCAUAUCAAUUCAAUCAACGUGGUGGUCUUUCAAUUGCAUUGGGUAAAGAAAACGAAUCCUUUUCCGCUGGACCAACAGCUGGCUAUUGUAUUCCAAAAGAUUUGUUAUUCAAAUUGUUUGUUGUAACUCAUCAAGAUUCAAGAAAACUUUCAAUGAUUGGUAUACCAUCACAUCUUCAUCAACAAAUCAUUCAAAUGAUGAUUGAAAUCUCAAAUAAACAAUGGCAAUUCCCUUCAAUUGGUGAAUGGGAAAAUUGGGCUGCAAAUCAAUUUACAAAUCCUGAUCCAAAUGAUUCAAAUAGUUUAUUAAAUAAAUUUUGUGGUUCAACUCAUUCAAAUAAUUUUUCAAAAUAUAUGAAACAAUAUAUUCAAGUUACUGGUGGUAUUGUUUGUUUACAUGUUUCAAAAAUGUGUCAAAUUCUUGGUACAAUUGGUAUACCUUCACCAUUAAUUAAUGGUUGGAGAAGAGGUGGUGGUGGUAGUAGUGGUAUUAAUAUUAAUAAUAUUCCAUCAUCAUUAUCAUCGUCAUCAAAUUUAUCAACAUUAACUUCAUCAUGUCAUAGUACAGUUUGGAGUAAUUGGGCAGAGAAAAAAGUAACAUUAGGUGGUGAACAAGUUAAUAGAUCAGUAGUUUUUCCAAUGACAAUUGAAAUACCAGAGAGUGCAAAAGAAGCAAUUAAAUUAAAUCCAUUAGUAAAGAAUUUACCAAAAGAAACUGAAUUACGUAUACAUAUGUUUGGAGUUUAUAAAGGUGAUGAUAAUGAAAAACCACCACCAGAUGUACGUUUUGCUUGGGUAAUGAGAGCUUUCUUAAUUUUAUCAGGUCAUAUGGAGGAGGUUUCAAUGUCAUUGGAUGAAGAGGGUCAAUUGGUUGCAAGAUUAACAUGGAAUGGUUUCAAACCAAAUUCAAAACAUCAUCAAGAUAUAGCAAUUAGAAAAUAUUUAGCACAACAAUUCAUUGGUAAUGGUGUAUUGGAUUUUGAUGAAACUAAUAAUCGUGAACAUCAAGAGAUUGUAAAUAAAUUAAUUGAAAGAUUUCCUCCACAUUCAACCGUUGGUGAUAUUACUAUCACAAGUGUACCAGGUGUCGAUAGUUCAGAUCUUUUAAAUUUCUCAUCUGAAAGUUUAUCCCUAUUAGAGGAUGAUGCAAAUGAAGCUGCUGAAAUCUUAAAACGUUAUGGAAUUUCAAUGGAUCAAAUGAGAGCCAAUGCACAACUACAUCGUCAAUUCAUUGAUGAAUGGGUACCAUUAUCAACAACCUAUUCAAAAGAGAAAUGUAAUGCGAUAAAGAAAGAAAUUGGUGGUAAAAUUCAUCCAUUAAUGUUAAAAUUAAGAGGUCCAGGUAAUCAAUUCUUAAAGGAUUUACAAGGUCAAGAUAUAGUUGUAUUCUCUAUCACUCAUCCACAAUUACUUUCUUUAAAUCCUUCAACAAUUCGUGAUCUAAUGUUGAUUGGUAGACCUAAUAGUUCAUUGGCAAUUCAUGAUCAAGUUAGUCAAGGUCGUCAUAGAUGUUGGUUUGAACGUGAUAUCAUGCUUUGGUAUGCUGCUUGUUUAGCAAUAGAUCAAAAUGGUAAUAGAAUUACCGAUUGGGAACAACGUCAUACCAAUGGUAGAAGAUCAAUCUAUAAAGCAUUUGGUUUUGGUAAAGAUCAAUAUCAACCAAUUCUAGGUACAGAUUUACGUCAAGAAGUUUUAAGAUUAGAAAAUCGUUCAAUAAUAGCUUUCAAUUAUUUCCAAUCAAUUUAUAAUGAAAAUGAUAAUCAAAAAUUAUUAUCAUUACUUAAUGAUUUUAAUUUUAAAUUAUUUGGUAAACAAUGUAAAAAAUUAAAUCAAUUUAAUAAUGAUCAUACUCAAAAACAACAACAACAACUACAAUAUUCAAAUGAAGGUUUAAUUAUAUCAAGUUUAGAAACUGAAAUUGAUUUAUUAAUUCAAUAUGAACAACGUGUAUUAUUAGCAAAUAGAUCAAAGAAAAGAGAUUUUAUAAUUAGAGAACAUUUACAAGAGUUAUUAGAUAAUCCUUCAAUUGAAAUGUUAUCACCAUUACAUUGGUUAUCAAUUGGUGGUUAUUUAUUAUUAAAUGGUACAACCAUUCAAUAUCAAAAUAGAAUAUUAAAAUUAAUUCAAUCAUCUUAUGAGAAAAUUAAUAAUCUUUUAUCAACAAAUGAAAAUGAAAAUCAAAAUGAAAUGAAAACAACCAAUUUCAUUGGUGAUCAACAAUUGAAUGAUUUAAUAUUUAAAGAUUUAUCACAACAAUUAGCACCAAGUAAAGCUCAAUUUAAAGAUAGAAAGGGUAAAAUGUUUAGUGUUAAAGCAAGUGAAGAUCAUGUUGAAUCUGGUGUAACUAGAAGAAAAGAACUUUUAAUUCAAUCAAAGAAAAAUCAAAUUAUGAAAUCAAGAUCAAUUGGUUUCAAUUCAAUCAUUUCACCUUUAAAAUCAUCAAUUGAUUUAACUAUUGAUAAUGUAAAGAAAAUUCAUUUAAAUGAAAUUCAUCAAAAUAUUUUAAAAUUAAGUAAUAUUUCAACAACAACAACCACCACUACAACAACAACAACAAUAAGUAUUCAAGAUAUUAAUAUUAUUAUUGGUAAAAUAUUUAAAUUAUCAAUUUUAUCAUUAGAAUCAAUUGUAAAUAUAAUUUAUUCAAAUUCAAAGAGUCAAGAUAUAAAUCAACAAGAAAUUGAUAAAAAAGAAAAAGAGAAUUUAUUAUCAUUAUUUGAUAGAUUAUGUAUUAAUGGUAAUGAAAUUGAUUUAAAGAUUUGGGAUCAAUUAAUUGGUACUUAUGAAACAUUUGGUUUAAUUACACCAUUAUAUGAAAUUUCAAAUAAAUCAAUGAAUCAAAAUGAUCAUCAAAUAAUAGUUUCAAUCAUUACAGAAUUGAUUAGUACUUUAUUAUUAUUAGAGAAAUGUUCAAUUUAUUUAUCAUUAGAAAGUGGUGAUCUAGAAUCUGAUCAACCAUUAAUUAGAUCAUUGGCUGAAUUCUUUGCAAAAACAAUAGAUGAUCAUUAUUCAGAAUUCACUCCAUGGAGUAUGGAUCCCAAACGUUAUCCAUUAUUCAAUCGUCAUUUCGAUCAAGUCGGUAUUAUGUUAUCAUCACAUCGUGAACAACAAUAUCAACUCUAUUGGAAAUCACAUAAAUAUCUUUAUCCAUUCAUUAGAUCUUUAAUAAUUAAUAAAUCAUCAAUUAUUAAUUCUUUAAAAUAUAAUGAUAUUGUUGUUGGUGAAAAUAAUACUAGUGGUGGUGGUGGUGGUGGUGGUGGUGGUAGUGGGGGUAAUGAUGAUCAAAAAGUAAUUGAUUUAUUAUUAGGUGAUACAAAUAUUGAAUCAGAUACAAUUAUUACUCAAGCAAUUGGUUCAUCAGUUGGUAAAGAUGAUUAUGAAAAUAAUCCACCAAAAUAUGAAUUACUUUGGAGAUCUUAUAAUCAACUUAGAGAGAUUGUUUUCAUAAAGAAUGAUGGUUUCCAAUUACCAAGAGUAUUCAAAGAUUUCAUCGAUCCAUAUUUAGAGGAAACUUUAAAUUGUUCAAAAAAAGUUAAUCAUUGUUUCUUAUCACCAAUUGGAAGGACACAUUAUGCAAGUUCAAUGACUGAAGGUCCAACUUUAUCUGAUAAUUUGUUUAUUACAAGAGAUGGUAAUUUUAUUUCAUUACCUGAUGGUGGUGGUGGAAAUGGUGGUGGUGAUACAGAUAAAUCAGUUUUAACAAUUAAUGAUGCAUUUUAUUGGAUUAAUUUAAAUCAAUAUAAAUAUUAUCUAUCAAAUUAUUCAAAAUUAUCAACUCAACAAAUUAAUGAAAGAAUUGAAAAAGAAAUUAAUGAAAAGGUUAUCAUUGUUGGUAAAGGUGUAUUGGUAGCAUCAAGAUUCAUUCAUCCAAUUGUAAUUGGUAGUAUUGUAACAUUACAUCAUCAUAGAUUAGAAUCACAAAUUUCAAAUGCUGGUUAUCCAACCACUGAUAAAUCACCUUUUCUUUAUGAAAUGACCUAUAAUAAAUCAUUAUAUCCAUUAAUAUUUAAUUCAAAUUCAAAUCCACAUAAAGUUAAUUUACCACAAGAAAUUGAUUGGUUACAAAUUGAAACUACUCAAAAUCAAGGUACUCACCAAGAAUUAAUGAAAAAGAUUGAAACAAGAUUAUUACCAUUCAUUAAACAAUAUCCAAUUAUAAUAGUUAAAGGUGCUGCAGAAUCUGGUGCUAGAAAUUUAUCAAGAUUUGAUUGUUUAUUACAACAAGAUAAUGACGAUCAAGAUGAUUAUAAUAAUAUUAAUAGUGAUAAUAAUAAUAAUAAUAAUAAUAAUAAUAAUAAUAAUGUUGGUAUAAAAUUAUGUAGUAAAUCAAUUAAUAAUGCAUGUGAAUUUAUAUUACAUAUUUCAAAAUCUCAAAAUGUUGUAAUUCAACGUGCAAUCAUUGCAUCACCAUUAUUUUGGAUGUCACAUAGAUCAAUUAAAAGAAUGAUUGAAAGACAAAUUAAUGAUUAUGGUAUAGCAGUUGAAUUGAAUAGAUUCCCAAAGGAUUCAAUUUAUGGUUCAGUUCGUUUAAUUCUUUCAAGUUCAAAAUGUGCAAAACCAAAUCAUCAAAACAACAAGGAUAGUGAUAAUGAUAAUCAACAACUUUGUUUAGAUGAUCCAUUAAAUUGGCAAACUUCACAUCCAAUUUCAUUAAAUAGUUUACAAAUUGCAACAAAUGUUGGUAGACAGGGUUCAUUAGAAAUUUUAAAUCCUCAAUUAAUUAAAUCAUCAUUAAGACAACAAUUUUUAAAUGGUUUAGAAGAAGCUGGUAGAAAUGUUAUGUCUGAUAUCUCUAAAUUUGGUCCUAUCUAUUGGAAUCAACAAAUUGAACUCUAUAAACAUUCAUUCAAAUCUUAUCAUGAAAGAUUCCCUUCCAUUAAAGAAUUUGAUGCUUUAGGUACUCCAAUUUGGUGGCCACGUUAUUUAAUGUUAGAUUUCAUACCUGAACCAGUUUGGAAAAAUAAAGAAACUGGUGAAAUUGUUGAAUCUUGUAGAUUAAUUGAUAUAACUAUACCUCCAACAACUUUAGAUAUUAAUGAUGAAAAUGAAAAAUCAAUUGAUAAUAAUAAUGGUGGUUCAAUUUAUCUUUUAAAAGAUUUAAAGACAGGUAAAGAAUUUCAAGGUGAAGUUAAAUCAAUUAAAUUUUGGCAUCUUGAACCUAAUGUUGGCGUCGGUUUAUGGACAAACUCUUGGAAGAGAGAAAUCGAAUUACAUACAAUCAUUAAUCCAAUUAAUGGUAGUAAAUCAAUUGAUUGGUCUAAAAUUGGUCAAAAUGAUCGUAUUGUAUUAUCAAACUUUUUAACUAUUGGUAAACAAUUCUUAACAACUAUACCACAACAAUUAUUUGAUUAUAUUAAAAAUAUAAAUAAUUUUAAUAAUAAUAAUAAUAUUAAUAAUAAUAAUAAUAAUAAUAAUAAUAAUGAUAAAUUAAAACAAUUUAAAUCUAUAAAUAAUAAUAAUAAUAAUAUUUCAAAGAAUUUAACAGAUAAUUUAAAAAAUUCAAAUUUAGAUCUUAAAGUUGUUUUUAAUGAUGACCCAAAAGAAUUUAUUGAAAAAUGUAUUGAAAAAUGUAAAGAAUAUUUAUCUUUAAAUCCAUAUUCAUUUGGAGAAUUCAUUGAUAAAGAAAAAGAAAUGAAUGAAUAUUUAACAAGAAUUAGUGAAAGAUAUUAUGAUUCAUUGAUAAGUGUUGAAUUAACACCACCAGUUAUGAUGGUACCACCAGGUUCAGAACAAAGUAAACUUAUAAAGAAAUUAACAGAUUCAUUAUUAGGUGGUAAUAAUACAUUUUCAGUGGUUGUUGGUAAAACUACAUUAAUGAAUCAUCAUUAUUAUCCAUUCACUCAAUCUUUUCAACAAAAUAUAACAACAAUUUAUAAAUAUCAAGAGAAAUUUAAAUUAAAUGUAAUUGGUUGUCAUAAAGAUUGGAUUGAAUUUGAUAAUGAAUCAUCAUCAGCAUUUAUUAAAAGAUGUCAAUUAUUAAUUAUUCCAAAUGAUGAUGAUGAUAACGAUAACGAUAAUGAUAAUGAUAAUGAUAACGAAAUAAUUUAUGAAUUUAAUUUACCAUUAUUAUUUGGAUUAAAAUUAAAACUUUCAAGUUGUUUUAUUUUAGAAUUAUUAAAUGGUGAUUAUCAAGAUCAAGAAUUAUCACAACAUAGACAAUUAUCAAAACAAUUACAAUCACAUGAUGUAUUGGUUAUGAAUGAAUUUGAAAAGAGUAAAGAACGUUGUGAUGAUAAGUAUUGGUUAAAAUCACAAUUAUCAAAAUGGUUUUUAAAUGGUGAAUUAAAAUCAACACCACCAACUGCUAUAUUAAAUUUAACUUUGAAUUUAUUAAAUGAAAGAGAUAUACUAUUAUCAAUUGAAAAACAGUCACCACAAUUGUUAUUAUUAGAUUUAAAUACAAAUUCAAAUUCAAAUCAAAUUGAAAGAGGUUUAAUUUUACAACCAAGAUCAAAUACAACCGAAUCGAAUGGUGUUGAAUAUUUUAAAUCUCCAAAUUCAUCAAAGAAAUUGGUGACAAGAGUUUUAGAAUUAAUUGAUGAAAUCGAUACUCAAGAUCAUUUAAAUGGUGAUGAAUAUUUAAUUUCACAAGUUAUUGAUUCUGUUAGAACAAAAUCUGAUCAAAAAAGAUUAAUCUUUAGAUUGAAUGCAUGUAUUGGCAAUGAAACUACACUUUCAAUUGUAAAAGCUGGUACUGUUGAUGAAUUAAUCAUUUCCCCUGGUGUUAGAAAUUCAAAAUGGGUAUUGGUUCAAUCAAUUUUAAAUGAUUUACCAAUACCAAUUAAAAAAAGAGAUUGGUUACUUUGGUGUGAAAUCGCUCAAACUAUUCUUGAAGAAAUUGAUUUACCAUUGAUUGGUAUUGAUAUGAUUUUAACAUAUGAUCAAGUUAAUCAGCAAUAUCAACCUUUUAUCUUAGAAGCAAAUGCUAGACCAGGUAGUUUAAUUAUGGCUGAAAAACUACAUUUUGAUCAAGAAACUAAUCAAUUUAAUCAUUCAACUCCAACAACUCCAAUCUCUAUUAAUUGGUGGUAUCAAGUUCAAAGAAAUUCUCAUUUAACAAUUAAUGAUAUUAAAAAUUUAAUUUCAAUUGAUUUAUUAAAGGAUAGAUAUAAUCAACAACCACCACUACAACCACAAUUACAAUAUCAACAAAGUUUUAGUGGUGAUAAUAAUAGUUUUGAUAAUUUUAAAUUAUUAAAAGAAAGAAAACAAAAUUUAAUUAAUCAAUUAGAUGUAUCAAUUAAAUCUCAUUCAUUUAAUCCAUUCUCAAGAGUUGUUGUAGUUUGUUCAAAUGGUAGAGAUCGUGUAUUUAUGGGACAUAGUGAUUUAUUAGGAUUAGGUGGUUUCACUAUAAAUUCAAAUUCAAUGAAUGAAAUAUUAUGUAUUGGUCAAUUAAUUAAAUCCAAUGGUGGUAAUGGUGGAAAAGUAAUCAUUAGUAAUCAAGAUAGUAAACAAUUCCCAACUGUUGAAAUCUCAAUAGAUAAUGAUAUCAUUAAACUAUUGAAACAAUCUUAUGAUUUAAAAUCAAAAGAACCACUUUGGUCUCAAAUUCAUUGGGAUAGUUAUAUCAAAUGUUUAUUGGCUUAUUUAAUUCAUAAAUGUGAAAGUUACCCACAAUCGGUUUUAAAUGAUUUAACAAAGUUAAAAUCAAAAGAUCAAUCAAUUCUACUUCAUUUCUCAAGUGAUGGAUUAUUAAAGUUACCAAUAUCUGGUGGUGUUAGUUCAAGUAGUGCAUUAACUGGUGCUUGUAUACUUUGUUUAAAUAGUUUAUUCCAUUGGAAUCUAACAAAAGAACAAAUGGCAAACACUGAUUUCGCUGAAUAUUUCUUGGGUAAAUUAGGUGGUGCCUCUGAUAAAACCACUCAGCUAUUCUCAAAGAAAGGUAAAAUUUCAAUCAUUGGUUCAAUACCAGAAAGAUUUAUAAAAUCUUUAAAGUUUCCAAAUGAAAAAAUAGUUAUUGUAGUUGCACAAUCCCAUAUACCACGUUUGACAACUCCACAAGGUAGAGAAUGGAUUGUUGAUCAAAUUGAAGGCACUAAUAAAACAAUUCACAAUAAUUCCGUAGAUGUUAUCUAUCAUUGGGCCCAUCAAAUUAUGAAAUCAUUUGGUUCUCAAGUUUUAAUUGAUUCUGUUAACAUUUUAAAAGAUAAACUUUCAAAUCCUUUAGAAAUUGAAAAUACCUCAAAGAUUACAGGUUUCACUGAUAUUGAAAUGAAAAAACUUUAUCUAUCAUUAUCAAAGAAUAAUUUACUUCGUGACCUUUCUUUAGAUGGUGAAAUUGAAAAACAUUUCCCAGAAUUAAAAAAUCAUCGUUUAAAACGUUAUCAAAUCAUCUAUAAGCUUUUAUUAUUAUUACCAGAAACAAAAGUUGAUAGAUUUGGUGUAAUAGAAUAUUGGAAUAGAAAAUCAGUACUAUUUGCAUUAUCUGAAUUAGAAAGAGGUAUAGUUUAUCAACAAAUUAUUACACUUUUAUCAAAUUCCAAUUCAGCUGAAUAUAAUACAAAUAAUAAUCAUAAUCAUCAUGAUGGUAGUAUUGAUAAAAAACAAGAAAAACAAUUAAUUAAAGAUUUAAUGAAAAUUAUAAAGACUGCUCAUGAUGGUGAUAAACAAAUUCAAGAUUAUCGUAAUGGUUUUAAAGAAACAUCUUGGUCAACAAAUCCAUUGAAUUGUUUUGAUGAUGAUACUAUAUCAAGUUGGAUUGGUGAAAUUGAUAAAAUCCUCUUAAUUACAAAUCCAUUAUUAGCAAGUACAGGUUGUAUGGGUAGUUUAAAUUCUAGUGGUUCAUUUGAUUCUUUCAAAAACAAUAGUAGUAGUAAUGUUAUAAAAUCUUCACCAUUAGGAAUUAGUCAAGAGUUUGUUAUUCAAAAGGAUAAAUUUAAUCUUUUCUACUAUUUAAAUAAUCCAAAUACUCAUCAUGUUGAACUCUCUCUAAAAUGUGGUGGUUUCCAAAGAUCAUUACCAGAUUUUGAUGAAAUGGCUGAUGAAAUGACUAAAACUUUCAAAGAAAAAGCUGCCUUAAGAAUUAGUGCUGCAGGUUUAGGUGGUACAGUUUGUGUUCAUACAACAAUUAAAAAAUUAAAUUCUGUAAUAACUUGGUUAAAUCAAAAGAAUUUUAUUAAUAUUAGAAAAAUUGAUUAUCCUGGUCCACCUUCACAAUCUUUAUUCCAAUAA
Molecule: messenger RNA, 13014 nt
Organism: Dictyostelium discoideum AX4
Lineage: Eukaryota; Evosea; Eumycetozoa; Dictyosteliales; Dictyosteliaceae
Exons: 3
Coding region: 1-13014 (4337 amino acids)
Molecular function (GO): ATP binding
Source: RefSeq, a predicted model, not a curated record